Molecule: messenger RNA, 3609 nt
Organism: Syngnathus typhle (broad-nosed pipefish)
Lineage: Eukaryota; Metazoa; Chordata; Actinopteri; Syngnathiformes; Syngnathidae
Gene: il4i1
Product: interleukin 4 induced 1
Exons: 8
Coding region: 974-2611 (545 amino acids)
Biological process (GO): amino acid catabolic process
Molecular function (GO): L-amino-acid oxidase activity; polyamine oxidase activity
Source: RefSeq, a predicted model, not a curated record
GGUCAAAGCAGCUUGACGCAGAAGGCUGCAAAUUACUAAAAGUUGCACCCCUUGUGCUUAUACUUCAUCUCAUGUCGCCUCCCAAGUACGUAGGUUUCCUUGACUUGAAAUGAAAAUUAGCAAUUAGUUUUUAGCAAAAUGCUGACCUUUUUGAACUAAUAGCUAUCAGAAAAAGACAAAUAUUAAUACAGCAUAUAGAGAUUAUUUAGAAAAUGUGAACGCACAGCAUACACGUUAUACAUUAACAAAGGAUUUGGCCACUGUCCCACGUGUUCUUUCUUUACUGACAAUAUUGUAAAAUAAAAACCUGCCUUUGACCUCAAACAAUGCUGUGUUCAGCACUAGAUUUACCUUACAUUGCAAGAUAGUUUCAUAACUGGUUGUGUACAGAAGUACUAUAUAAUCCAUUCCACUCCACAAGCAUCUGAACCAUAUAAAGUGUCUCUCUAGAUUGAAUGAUGCACAAGUAACCAAGAAGUCCAGGUCUGUAAAAUCCAGAACUUUUAUUUGUAAGGUAUAAAUAAACAGAUAAUAUGUGUUUUUAUUUAAAUCCUUUCAAUGGUAUUGUUGUAUUAUAGUUGUAUAAUGUAUGCUCAUGCCUUUUGAUUCACGCACCAAGGGUAAAAAGGAUUUAAAGAUUUUUACCCUAUACUGAAAAUGAUUCUGAACGUAAAAGUGAGAGUACUUUUGAAUAAUACUCCAUGAGCAAAGUCAGGUUUUAAAAUGAGUGAAGAUGGGGGAAAUGGGUUGUGCUGACUAGCAGGCUAUAACCUCACUAAUCUUAUUUGUUCAGUGUGGUUGACUCUUGAGCUGGUGUGGGAAAAUCUUUCGCCAAGGACUUUAAAGCCCUAAGGGCUCUCAUUAAUAUACGCAAAUUCAUACAUACCAAACAUACAGGUUCGCCAGCUCACCUUGGUUUAGAGUGCAAAUGUGUUAAGAGCUUCGCUCAGCAGGGACACUUGCAUCCUCGGUCAUGAAUAAGCGGUUGACAACUUAUGAGACAUUACCUUUGUUAAAGGCUUCGUUUUCUUUUCACAAAAUCCGCACAAGAAAGUCCAGACUGUGUUCCAUUGUCAAGAUCAUAACACACAUGUCACUGUGCAAAUUUUUUGCUUUAGUUCUAUUGGGGGUUGUGGUGUACGUAGUGAGCGGGAUCACUGGAGACCCCCUGUAUGAAUGCCUUCAAGACACAGACUAUAGUGAGCUCCUAGAUAUUGUGGAUAAAGGACUACCUGCCACAAAGACACCUCAACACAUAGCAAUUAUUGGUGGGGGCAUUGCUGGACUCACCGCAGCCAAAUUUUUGGAAGAUGCUGGCCAUAAGGUGACCGUAAUAGAAGCCAGUCACCGUGUUGGAGGACGCAUUGAGACGUUCAGGAACACAAGAGAAGGCUGGUAUGCAGAAUUGGGUGCCAUGCGGAUCCCCAGCUUUCAGAAGAUUCUGCUCUCCUUUGCUUCCAAAUUGCAAAUUCCCUUGAACCAUUUUAUCCAAGAUGACAGGAACACCUACUUUUUACUAAAUGGCAAACUUCAUAAAAACUUUGCUGUGGCAAACAACAAUGAUGCGCUUAACUACACACUAACUGAGGGAGAAAGGGGGAAAUCAGCUGGGCAGCUCUUCAGUGAGACUCUGUGGAAGGUGAGAGAUGAUCUUCAGACAAAUGGCUGCAGUGCAACCCUAGCAAAAUAUGAUUCCUACACAGUCAAAGAAUACUUGGUGAAAGAGGGCAAUCUGAGUCGUGGUGCGUUGCGGAUGAUUGGAGACAUCUUGAAUGAAAACAGCCUCUUUUACACCUCCAUGAAAGAGAUGUUGUACAUGCAGUCCGACAUCAAUGACAACACUGAGUACUAUGAAGUGACCGAUGGUUUUGAUCACCUCACAACAGCUUUGUACAGGAUGUUAAACGCCACAACCAUCCUAAGCUCCAAAGUGAAACUCAUCAACCAAUCAGGAGGCAGAAGCGUGACAGUGUCGUACCAAGAUCUGCGUAAUCCAGGCUCCCUGACCAACCUGACAGUCGACCAGGCCCUGGUUACAGCCACAGCCAAGGCUACUCUCUUCCUUGACUUCCAGCCAGCACUUUCUAGUGACAAGAUGGAAGCCCUGCGCUCAGUUCACUACAUGAGCGCCACCAAAGUGAUACUCAGCUUCAGGGAGCGCUUUUGGGAGAAAGAGGGCAUCAGGGGAGGGAAGAGCAUCACAGACCGACCGUCUCGCUUCAUUUAUUACCCCAGCCACGGUUUCCCAGGAACGGAUGCGGGGGCCCUGCUGGCAUCUUACACUUGCUCUGAUGAUUCCACCCUCUUUCAAGGUGUGAGCGAAGAUGAGCUAAAAGCUGUGAUCCUUGAUGACUUGGUUAAAAUCCAUGGUGCAGAUAUCAGGUCUCUUUUUACUGGUGGACUGGUGAAGAAGUGGGACUUGGACCCCUAUAGUCUGGGAGCGUUUGCGCUUUUCACACCCUACCAGGGCCGCUAUGCCAGAGAGCUAUUCCAAAGUGAGGGACGAGUGCACUUUGCAGGGGAACACACAGCUUUACCUCAUGGCUGGAUAGAAACUUCUAUGAAAUCUGCUCUUAGAGCAGCUAAAAAUAUUAAUAGCCUCACAAUUUAACCCUCGUUAAUUGGGGAGGGGGAAUUUUAAAUCCAGUCAUCUUUUUUAUUUCAGUCAGAUGUGUUUUAUAGAUACAUAAAGUUGUUGUAUUUAAAUCAUUUGUAUUCAAAUAUAUCAGUAAUCACUUUACAAUGGCUGUUUGCUCUAACUUUCUAAUUCAGAAGUUUGAGAAUUCAAACACCUGAAAUAUUUCAGUCUAUAGAAUCAAUUGUUAAACAUGUUCCAGAUGGUGGUGAUUUUAUCUUAUAGCAGGGAUUAUAAUAUGAAACACUUUAUGAUAUCUAAGAUUACAUAAAUUACAAUGUGAUAUUUAUAAUGAGUAUGUUAGUGACAUUGAUUUGACUUUACAAUGCAGUUCACAAGACUGACAUUGACUAGACACGCAAUCUCACGUUAAUUGAAGGCUUGUCUUUGCGCUUCGGUGUGAACAUGAGUCAUUUGUAACUUGACCAUGCAUUACGUUUACGUGUGCUGUUAUCGCAAACAUUUACAGCAGUUAUAUUGUACCUUAAAAGUUUCCAGAUUUACAAAGGUAAGAUUUGUAUUUAACAAUUUAGUGUGUGUUUUCUGUAGUAAGUAAAAGUUUUACGUUAACGCCACGAGUUAUGUUGAGCAGAAUCUUCUGCACUCUCUAAUAUAACAUUAAAUGCUAGAACUGUAUAAAAGGUUCUCCCGAUGAAAACAAAAUAAUACAUUUUGUCAGUUACAUCAGGGUAAUGUGUCAAAAACAACAAUUACAUUUUAGCUUCAGUUUGCAUGGGCAAAAGAGAUAUAACUGAAUUAUUUGAGAUGUGUUUCUAAUACUUUGAUUUCCUUAUCAUAAAUUGACAAUCAAAACUGCAACAAUACGAUGUAGUUCUGCACCACCUUGUUACUAUAGAUGCCUUCUAAAUGCAGUUCUAAUGUUCUGUGGACAUGCUAAUGUUUUGUUUGAUAUGAUACUGUAUGUUCUUACAUAUUUUUGUUGUGUGAACUAUUUGUUGUCAACUUUUUGAAAA